Molecule: messenger RNA, 2011 nt
Organism: Sipha flava (yellow sugarcane aphid)
Lineage: Eukaryota; Metazoa; Arthropoda; Insecta; Hemiptera; Aphididae
Gene: lovit
Product: proton-associated sugar transporter A
Exons: 11
Coding region: 302-2011 (569 amino acids)
Cellular component (GO): membrane
Molecular function (GO): sucrose:proton symporter activity
Source: RefSeq, a predicted model, not a curated record
UAACGAUUGCGCGUGCCACGUGUUGUGCGACCCGUCCUUUGUUUCGACAUUCAAACGUGACCAUAACAAGAGUGGCCAUCGGAGGGUAGCAGUGAAGUGAUGACUGUUCAGCGCAUCCCUUCAUGAAAAUCGUACGACGAUAUGCUUGUUUAAGUUAAUUUUACAGCCGAUAACGCGUACGUACAAUAGAGCCAGAAUAUUUGAAAUUAUCCAAGUCGAAAAAUCUAAUUAUCGUUAUCGAAUUAAUUUGCACAUUGAUCGGAUUCAAAACGAAUGACAGGUUAUAAAUUACAAGUAAACCAUGGUGGAAAAAUUGCAUGAAUAUCAGGGACCAAUUGGUAUUUUCCAUACAUGGAGAGACGCAUUACGAGAUAAAUGGGAUGAAUGGAAGGAGAAUCGUCCUCGAACGCUUUUAGAUGUCUUGCAAUCACUAGGUUUGGCUGAACGUCCAGAAAAUCGAAGCGAAGAAGAACAUCCUCCAGAAGUGGAUAUGGAGCAGUAUUCUGACAUUUUCAGAAGGAAAACAAGAGGUGAACUCGUACGCAUAUCCGCGGCUGUCAUGGGGAUAGAAUUUUCAUAUGCAGCAGAAACGACGUUUGUAUCGCCAACGCUUUUGAAUAUAGGAGUCACCCAUCAGCACAUGACACUAGUAUGGGCAGUGUCGCCUUGCAUUGGAUUUUUCGUCACGCCCAUUUUGGGAUCUUUAAGUGACAGAUGCACGCUUCCGUUGGGCCGACGUAGGCCAUUUCUCAUAUUGCUGGCUUGUGGAGUGUUCUUAGGGCUGAUAUUGGUGCCAAACGGAAAACUAUUCGGACAUUGGGUGGAAGGCAAUUCAGAGCCUGGAAACAAUUUUUGGGCGUUAUUUUUCACGAUACUGGGCACGGUAUUGUUGGACUUCGACGCGGACGCAUGUCAAAGUCCAGCGAGGGCUUAUCUUCUAGACAUUUGCGUUCCAGAGGACCACGCCAAGGGACUGAGCACUUUCACGAUAAUGGCCGGCUUAGGAGGGUGUAUCGGCUAUCUCUUAGGUGGAAUCGAUUGGGAUUCGUUAAAAUUUGGAGAACUGAUGGGUGGCCACGUAAGAGCGGUGUUUACAUUGGUCACAUUUCUUUUCAUCGGUUGUGUCACUUACACCGUCAGUAGUUUUAAAGAGAUGCCGUUAAAGUUAUUACGGUUGAACCAAACUAGGAUAUUGAUCACGUCGACCGAUGAUGAUUGUGAUAAACUCACAGAACAUGCAACGAAAUCAUAUGGAACUCUAAAAGACGCUGCUAAUGAGAUCCAAAUCGAUAAUGACGAACCCCCUCUGAUACCGGAGCACGUGACAUUCGGCCAUUACUUGAAAACCAUAGUGGUGAUGCCCAAGUCAAUAAAGUUGCUGUGCUUGACGAACUUGUUCUGUUGGAUGGCCCACGUCAGCUAUUCGCUUUAUUUCACGGACUACGUUGGCGAAGCCGUGUUCGGUGGCGAUCCCACGGCGUUGGCGGGAACCGAAAAGAAAAUGCUGUACGACCAAGGCGUACGGUUCGGGUCGAUUGGUAUGGCGAUGUACUCGCUGUCGUGCGCCUGCUACUCCAGCGUCAUCGAGAGACUCAUCAAACGUUUCGGGGCCAGACGCGUGUAUGUCGGAGGUCUGCUUUUCUACUCCACCGGUAUGUUUUUGAUGGCCGUCACUCGACACAAGUUCAGCGUGAUAUUCUUCUCCUGGUCGGCCGGUGUGAUGUACUCCACGAUGUUCACGAUGCCGUACCUGCUGAUCGCCCACUACCAUUCCACCAACACGUUCGUCGAAAACACCCGCGAUCAAGAGUCAAACGACCAAGUUAGAGGACUGGGCACGGACGUCGCUGUGGUCAGCUCCAUGGUGUUCGUGGCUCAAUUCAUUCUGUCCAUGUGCAUGGGCACGAUUGUCAGCGUGUCCGGGACGACAUCGGCUGUCGUUUACACGGCUUCGUUUUUGGCUUUCUGUGCUUCAAUAGUCGCCACGCAAAUUGUGUAUUUAGACCUAUGA